AGUUAAUUAUGCUUUAGGUUUAUGGUUAAUACGAAAAUUGAAAUGUUUUUAUAGAAAUAAAAAAUGGGUGCUUAUAAAAUAACAGUGGAAGUACCUCUAGCGUUGUGUUACUUCAGUUUUCAACUAGUGGGUAAUUAACUCAAUGUUAACGGUGUCUAUUAAGUUUUGGUGGCACAUAUCGAAAUAUAAAUUGACGUUUUACAUCGAACGAUCAUUGAUAAGAUACUGUUUUUCAUUGCCUUGUCCCUUAGGUAUAAAUUUCAGAAUAAUAUCAAGUAAUGAUAUUUUACUUAUAAAGACAGAGGGGAGCACCUCAUACCACACGGAAUUUUGUGGCGUAAGUGGUGUCCCACCAUGUUGGGAACUUAAUAGUCAACCUGAACAUGUACAAAGUCUGUUACAACAUAUUGAAGUACCCAGAGGCUGUAUGUGUAAGAUUGGGUCGAUAUACUGAUAACGCUACUAGAGAACUAGAAAAUGAAGUACAACCCUAUGCUGGAACUAUAACGACUAUAUCGGAAAUGGUUCCUGUAACAAUACCGAUCGUACUAUCGUUGAUGAUAGGAUCAUGGUCGGAUAAACAUGGAAGGAAACCAGUGUUGGUUAUUAUAUUAUUAUGUAUGUCUUUUGUUUUUAUGUAUGACAUUGGGAUUUUCAAUUGGUGCAAUAAUAUUAAGUUUUAAAGAAAUUAAUCCAUGGUGGAUAAUGAGUAGUACAAUCCCCAGUGUUUUAUGUGGAGGAAUAAUGACAUUUUUUAUUAUUGUAUUGUCCUAUUUAAACGAUACUGCCACACCAGAAAAUAGGGCUUGGAGAAUGGUCAGUAUUGACGCCAUCCAAAUUGGUACAACACUCGCAGGAGGUAUAAGCAGCUCAUUUAUACUAUAUGCUACUAGUUAUUCAUCGAUAUAUGGAACCUGUGCCUUACUGGUAGCAACGGGUUGUGCUUACGCUUAUUUCUUCUGUCCAGAAUCUCUAAAAAGGAAAUCCGAAGAAAAACCGACUAUCAAAAGUCUAUUUCAAUGGAACAAUAUAACAGAUUUGUUUAAAGUGGCUUGGAGAAAACGAGAAUAUGGAAAAAGAACACUAAUUUUCCUUCUCAUGUCGUCUCAAAUAAUUGUUCAUUUCGUAGUAUAUGGAGAGGUUACUGUUAAGACAUUAUAUUUGAGAAAUAGAUUUAACUGGACCAUGCAGGAGAAGAAUAUUUUUAGCGCUUAUUCUAGUGUGUUGAUAGUGAUUUGUACAAUUGCCUGUACAUAUUUGCUUCACAAAAAGUUUAAAAUUAGAGAAGGUGUGUUAGUUAUUAUGUCUUUGACGUCUACCAUUGCAAGUACUCUGCUGUUUGCACUUAGUAAUACAGAUAACUUCCUCUAUAUAUCUGCAGUAGCUGGUAUGUUUUCUGGACUAGCAAUACCAAUGACACGAACAAUGAUGGCAAAACUAAUCGUUCCUGAAGAAAUGGGAAAACUGUUUUCCCUAGUAAUGGUUAUAAAUACUAUCGGUAUGUUGGUGUCAUCGGUGAUGUAUCAACAGAUAUAUAAUACAACAAUGAAAAAUCACCCAGAAAUUUUUAACUAUAUCAGCUUUGGGUUGUAUGCUUCGGUUGUGGUUAUUGUAAUAUUUGUAAUGAUUUUUGAAUCUCGUAUACCAGGUGAGGACAUUGAUGAAAAGAAUAAAAACGUUAUAAAUAGUGAAUAAAUAAUUUAAAAUAAUAGAAUUUUAUUUGGCUCAUAAUUAACUUACCUAAUAGAUCUUGAGAUUUAUCGAAAGAAUAGACAAAAUUAUAUAAGUGUUGUAUAAAAAUUUCGCAAUAUAUAAU
Molecule: messenger RNA, 1816 nt
Organism: Psylliodes chrysocephalus
Lineage: Eukaryota; Metazoa; Arthropoda; Insecta; Coleoptera; Chrysomelidae
Source: the annotation of a GenBank genome assembly